Sphaeramia orbicularis (orbiculate cardinalfish) is the source of this 1187-nucleotide messenger RNA. RefSeq names its product FGFR1 oncogene partner 2 (gene fgfr1op2). Bases 191 to 877 code for a protein of 228 amino acids. Gene Ontology annotation, biological process: response to wounding. Lineage: Eukaryota; Metazoa; Chordata; Actinopteri; Kurtiformes; Apogonidae. The transcript is spliced from 6 exons. The record is from RefSeq and is a predicted model, not a curated record.
UCUGGAGAGAGUUACAGUAACCAGCCAGAGCGUUUCAGUCAAUUAGAUCGUGUUUGGCCACAACAUUUGGCAAAUGCAACAACACCGGAGCCGCCCGUUGUCUUUUAUUGAUGGGAACUAAUGUUAGCCUGUAGCUAAUAUUAGCUACCAAACAUCAACAGGAAGUAACAGACUAGCUAACUAUUUUCCAAUGUCUUGCACACUGAAUUCACCAGAUUUUUCUCUAGGCAUGAACUGUUCCCUAGAGAAAGUCCUGGCUGAUGCCAAAUCAUUAGUGGAAAGGCUUCGUAACCAUGACAAUGCUGCUGAGAUGUUAAUUGAGCAGACAACAUCCCUCAACAAGCGAGUGGAGGCCAUGAAACAGUAUCAGGAAGAGAUAGAUGCUUUGAACCAGGUUGCACGGCAUCGACCUCGUUCUAGUCUGGUCUUGGGAAUCCAACAGGAAAACCGUCAGAUAAGAGAGCUUCAGCAGGAAAACAAAGAGCUACGGACGUCAUUGGAGGAGCACCAGUCUGCGUUAGAGCUUAUCAUGACCAAAUAUAGGGAGCAGGUGUUCAGGCUUCUCAUGGCGAGCAAGAGAGAUGACCCUGCCAUUGUGACCCAGCUGAAAGAGCAGCACACGACGGAAAUGCAAGCACACAUAGACAAGAUCAACGAGAUGGCCUCUGUAAUGAGGAAGGCAAUAGAGGUGGAUGAAGAGCGGAUAUGUGAGGAUGAGGAAAGGAUCAAACAAUUAGAGCUGGAGAACGGCGGCCUCCGAGAGCUGCUCGGAAUCAGUCGAGAGGCGUUCCUGGUCCUGAAGAGAGAUGAUGCGUCAGAGAGCACGUCACUGUCACCGCUGCUGAACAGUGCAGAUGUCAGUUUACGAAAGAGUUAGACCGCCAAGUGACUGCCUGACCCCCGUCCCUGCUACCACUACUGUGUACAGUCCGCUGCCACAUAACCGCCUCAUCUUUCACCCCACAGACUCUUUGAACAGUCCAGCCCACCUCUCCUGGUGCAUUUAUAGCAUGAUGCUCCAGAGCUGCACCCCUGUCUGGUAAUUCAGACACUAGAGUGUACACACAGUCUUCUCAUUUUUGUUGGUACCUCUGCUAUCUUUACUAUUUUUCAUCAGCACGCAUGAGCCUUUGGUGUCUGCAAGGUUUUAAAGUGUGUGAGUGAGAAUGAGUUAAAAAAAAAAAAAA